This is a messenger RNA of Trichobilharzia regenti, 1254 nucleotides long. The record is from the annotation of a GenBank genome assembly. NCBI's taxonomy places the organism in Eukaryota, Metazoa, Platyhelminthes, Trematoda, Strigeidida, Schistosomatidae.
AUGGAGCUAGUAUUUCUGGGCACAGCUUCAGGCUAUCCUUCUCCUAUUAGAGGGGCUUCUGGAGUUGUUUUACGUGAUCUGACUGUUGGUUCACAGUGGUUAUUUGACUGCGGUGAAGGUGUACAAAUACAAGCACAAAAAUCAGCAUUCGUUCAUUUAGGGAAAAUAAACAACAUUUUUAUCUCUCAUCUUCAUGGAGAUCACAUGUUUGGUCUUCCAGGACUUUUAUGUACAAUUGACCAAAAAGGAAAAGCAGGUGAUAUAAUUGUAGAAAACACAAACGCACAAAGUGCUGAUGCAUCAGUCAAUAUUUAUGGACCGAAAGGACUUCGUAGAUUUGUUCGGCUUGCGCUUGCAUUAUCAAGAGCUACUUUAAGCUAUACUUAUGCUGUUCACGAAUUGGUUCUUGAAGAAAAACAUUGUCCGCCUAAUUGGCAGGACUGGGCAAGUCUGGAGGCCGACGAAACUCGAGAUCCACCUUUGAACUGUGAACGCCCUGGUCGAGAUAUUUAUGUCCAUGAUGACGGAUUUUGGUAUAAUAUUAUGAACAGUAAAAAUGGUGCGUCGAUUGUGCAUGCAAUGUCAAUAAAGCAUACUAUUCCUUCACUGGGCUGGUUAAUUAUAAGACCAACUCAUUCGCCUUCAUUAUGCGUUGAAACGGCUUUAAAAUUGGGUGUUCCUCAGGGUAUACUGUUUGGUAAAUUAAAACAAGGUCAAGCAGUGGUUGUAGAUGGCAAAACAAUCCAACCCGAAGAAGUUUUGAAACCUCCUAUAAGAGGUCAUCGUAUCGCAAUUAUGGGAGAUACGUAUGAUUCUUCUGAACUAUUACGUCUUAUGCAAGUUUUACAGAAUACAAAUCAAAUCCCUUCAAUAGUUUUAGAUACCCUUGUACAUGAAGCUACAUUAGAUGACAAUUUAUAUGAGAAUGCUUUGAGUAAAGGUCAUUCUGUGCCAAGUGUUGUAACCAAGUUGGCCAGUCAAUUAAAUGUUCGUCAGUUAAUUUUUACACACUUUAGUCAUAGAUAUAGUCGAAUUGAUCCUUCGGUUGAAAAUGCUGUAAAAGAUGGUUCUGGUGAACAACAACCGGAUUGCACUAAAAAGUUGAAAACUGACAAGAAAAGUAAACCUACUUUACAAAUUAUUUUAGAUCAAGCUAAAUCGACUGGUUUCAAUGGUGACAUCAUUUUGGCUGAUGAUCAGAUGGUAGUCAAAAUCCCACAAUUAUCUCAGCAAGACAUUACAACAAGUGUAUAA